AUGGUCCUAUAUUCGGUCGGCGAUCGGCGUAUCUCACUUUCGUUACCUGGUGCCGAGCAAAAAGAGAUAGAUUUUGUCGACACGCUUUUUUCGCCGGUACAGAACGACAGCUUCCUACGCCCAGUCAAAUAUGAGGAGCUUGGCCUAAUUGUGAAGUUCGGCCUUCACGUUCGAACCGUCGAGGCACUGAAUCUUUGGACGAUCAAGAAGGUUUUCGGCGAUAACGUUCCUGUACCGGAGGUGUUUGGCUGGCGCGUUGAUAGAGACGGAUAUACUUUCAUAUAUAUGGAGCUGGUUGUGGGCCCGACUCUUGAAGAGUGCUGGGAUGCUCUUGAUAUUAUACAGAAAAGAGCCAUCAAUGACCAGCUCUGCCACAUCAUGGAAAAGCUACGCAGCCUCGCGCAGGACCCUUCGGAGCGAUUUAUUGGAUCAAUAAACCGUCAGCAUCUACCAGACUACGUAUUUAUCGACCAGCCGAAAACAGGCCCGUUCUUGAGCAUAAGCGCCUUUAAUGACUGGUUUGCUUUGUUACAUCAACUACGUUUUGAGCACAGAUAUGACGACCCAAACCGACCUUUAUUACCAGACACUGGAGAAAUUAAGCUGACCCACGCGGACCUGAAUCGACGUAAUAUCAUAGUCUCUUCUACCAGUCCCAUUCGGAUUGUCAUUGUGGACUGGCAGCAAUCAGGAUGGUAUCCGGAGUAUUGGGAGUAUUGCAAAGCUGUCUUCACCUGCUGGUAUGAGGAUGAAUGGCGGAGAGAUUACAUCGAUAAAUUUUUGCAGCCUCAGACGGAAGUGUAUUUCGUGUUUUCUGAGUACACUAUGGCCAUGGGUGCCGUCUGA
Molecule: messenger RNA, 846 nt
Organism: Penicillium chermesinum
Lineage: Eukaryota; Fungi; Ascomycota; Eurotiomycetes; Eurotiales; Aspergillaceae
Exons: 3
Coding region: 1-846 (281 amino acids)
Source: RefSeq, a predicted model, not a curated record